AUGUAUUUGGGCAACCGCGCCAUGGGGGACAAGUGCGGGCCCUUCCCGGCGGUGGGCACGCCGGGCGAGCGCUCCAAGUGGGACCUGCCGCCCGCCAGCGUGCCCAUGGACCGCGUGCGUUCCCCCCACCCUCGCUUCGGGGGCUAUCCAGAUGUCCCAGCCGCCCUUGCACGCAGCAUCACGCCCUCAUCUGCAGCGGGGGGCGGCGACUGGGUACGAGAGCGCAUGGCUCACCUCCGCGUGGCCAACUCCCACUCGCCUGGCAACCUGACGCCGAGGAGCACGGUGUCCGUUGCAUCUGGGGCGCCGCCACCGCAGCAGGUGGAGAUGGUCAAGGCGAUGGUGGGGAGUGUGGAGGAGAACGAGGCGUCCAUUCAGCGCAUCAGGAAGGAGUGCAUGAGGGCCAUGGACACCCUCCUGGACCGCACCGAAAAGGAGAAGACCCUCAAGAAUUUCCUUGACCAGUGCAGCACAUCCACGAAGACUAUGUGGUCCCGAAAUCAGAUGCUCAUGCAGUCCAAUGCCAAGAUUCGCCAGCAGCUGAAGGAGCUGAUGGGCAAGGCCUCGUCCAUGUCAGGGAGCAGCGUUUGCAGGUGA
This is a messenger RNA of Ostreobium quekettii, 597 nucleotides long. The record is from the annotation of a GenBank genome assembly. Lineage: Eukaryota; Viridiplantae; Chlorophyta; Ulvophyceae; Bryopsidales; Ostreobiaceae.